Messenger RNA from Podospora anserina S mat+, 306 nucleotides. RefSeq lists its product as uncharacterized. The coding region runs from base 1 to 306 and encodes 101 amino acids. NCBI's taxonomy places the organism in Eukaryota, Fungi, Ascomycota, Sordariomycetes, Sordariales, Podosporaceae. The record is from RefSeq and is a predicted model, not a curated record. The transcript has a single exon.
AUGGACAGCAAAUCCCAAGUUUCAACUGCACAGAACAACAACACGAAGAGAUUCUCUCUAGAGUCCGAGUCUUCCGUCGGGCAGUUUACCCUGAAAGAGGGACAAUCCUCAGGCGAGACCAAGCCAAAGAAAUCCAGCAGACUGAGUAAAUUCUUGUCGAAGAUGCAAAGCCCUGCCGUCCGAAACGGCGCGCAGAUGCAACAGAAGGACAAGGAGGAAGAGAAGCGCACGGGGGUGAAGAAGAAGGACGAUUCGGAGAACCCGUAUGUGACGGAGUUGAUGUCUGAUUAUCGCUAUGUGCUUUGA